AUGCAUCAGACCUUCCUACUUGUGGCGAUUCUGUGGGGUUGUGCUCAAGUUACCCAAGCCGAUAACCCCAUUGUCCAAACUAUCUAUACGGCAGAUCCUGCCCCGAUUAUCUUCAACAACAGAGUGUACUUAUUCACCGGACAUGAUGAGAACGUAACAACACCGUCUGUCGACAUGCGUGAUUGGCGUCUCUUCUCAUCAGCCGAUAUGGUCAAUUGGCAGCAUCACGGGUCUCCUCUAUCACUCUCGGCAUUCAGCUGGGCUAGUAGAGAUGCAUGGGCUGCACAAGUCAUCGAAAGAAACGGCUUGUUCUACUACUACGUUACGAUCACCAAUGGCGCCACUGUGGGAAGAUCCAUCGGCGUGGCAGUGAGCGAUGAGAUCACGGGUCCUUAUCGAGACGCCAUCGGGGAACCUCUUGUCGAAGAUGUCCAGAUAGACCCAACCAUCUUCAUUGAUGAUGACGGUCAAGCCUACUUAUACUGGGGCAAUCCGGGCCUUUCAUAUGUCAGGCUGAACGAGGAUAUGAUCUCAUACAGCGGCAACCCAAUCCAGGUUGAACUCACAGUGGAGAGCUUCGGAGAACGACUCGGAAACCCUGAUCGCAAUAGUACACUUGAGGAGGGCCUUUGGUUUUACAAACGCAACGGCCUGUACUAUACGGUCUCCGCUGCAAGCUGCUUUGGAGGUGGCAAUAACCUUCGCUCAGUCUCAGUCGAGAGCUUCACCUACACCUCGAAUGGUUCGAUUCCUCAGAUAAAUAUGACUGUAGAGGGGCCAGAGCAAGUUGUUGCACUGAACCUAUACAUUCGCCAGGAGGCAGAGACAAUCGCAUGGUCUCAAGGCAUCCAGACCGAUGCGAUUGGUGAUGGUGGCAUCCAGGUCUCUUUCAUUGAAAACGGGGGUUUCAUUAAGGUUAAGGGUGUUGGGUUUGACAAUGGUGCAACCGAGUUCAGGGCGCGAGUUUCGUCAGCUACCACUGGCGGCGAUAUCGAAUUGCGUAUCGAUAACAGGGCUGGUUCGCUUAUUGGAGUUUGUCAUGUGCCAACAUCUGGAGGUUGGGAUGUUUGGAUCACUGUAUCCUGCCCAGUGGUUGAUGCCGAUGGUACUCAUGACCUGUGUCUCAAUUUUGCUAGCAACGGAGGGGACUAUCUGUUUAACUUUGAUUGGUGGCAGUUUCAGUAA
Colletotrichum acutatum is the source of this 1185-nucleotide messenger RNA. Its product is annotated as glycosyl hydrolase. The transcript has 2 exons. Gene Ontology annotation, molecular function: hydrolase activity, hydrolyzing O-glycosyl compounds; carbohydrate binding. The coding region runs from base 1 to 1185 and encodes 394 amino acids. Gene Ontology annotation, biological process: carbohydrate metabolic process. NCBI's taxonomy places the organism in Eukaryota, Fungi, Ascomycota, Sordariomycetes, Glomerellales, Glomerellaceae. The record is from RefSeq and is a predicted model, not a curated record.